This is a messenger RNA of Trichoplusia ni (cabbage looper), 1280 nucleotides long. Its product is annotated as neurotrophin 1-like. The record is from RefSeq and is a predicted model, not a curated record. Lineage: Eukaryota; Metazoa; Arthropoda; Insecta; Lepidoptera; Noctuidae. The coding region runs from base 88 to 819 and encodes 243 amino acids. The transcript has 4 exons.
CAGAGGGUGGCUUUUGCGUCACUCGUGGCAAACCAAGUUAGCACCCCGCCUGGUAGAGCACCGCUGAAUCUAGCUCAGGUGAGAUCAAUGUUCGGUAACAAUGACAAUACCACAGACCUAAUGCUACCCAUACUCUUAGACAUGGCUAAUCUUAUUCGAAGAGCGGUCAGGUCGGGGAAGGAACCAAGAGAGGUCAAAAUACCGUACGAACCAGCACCACCACAGUUACUCAGACGAUCAUUCACAGAAGACACGGUUUACGAUGAUGAACCAUUUGAAACGGGCGUAGAACUCACUACCAUGCGAUCUCGUAGAAUAUUACCAAGGAAUCACACUAAUAGAGUUUACACUGGAAACAGAGUACAGAAUGUGAUACACAGAGAAACUAAUAUUUCAAACCGUACACAUGAAAGGAACACAACUACGCCAUCAACAACUACUUCAGAGGCAACAACACCAAUGUCAGUGACGAAGAUAAGCAGCAAAUACACGAACGUAUCGCGACUUGACAACGGAACAUUAGACUUGAUGGCAGAGUCUACGAACCAGACGCUGGCCCAAGACUUGCCGGUAGCUGAGAAGUUGAGGGCACUAAACAGAUAUAGUGAUAGAAAAGGAGCUCAGUUCCGUCGCGGUACCUACCAGCCGAAGCCCCCAGUUCGCCGCACUACGCCUGAGCCAGCCUCGCCGAUCCCACAGUCCAUUGCCAAACGCCGACCAACUCCAGCGAGGAAGCUCCCUGUAUCAGCUGCUGAUCCUAACAAGUGUGAACUGUUUACCAAUACGCUGUGUCUACACUCCGAGGAUUACCCCACGUAAGUAAUGAAUAAAACAGUUGUAAAUCAUUUAUUCCUAUACAGCAACACAUUCAUCGCUAGACACCUAUGACAAAAACUUUUUUCAAUGCAUUAGUUAAGUUUAACUGUCAAACAUUGCUUUAAUGUUCGAAAGAAGUUAAAACCGUUGUACAUGAUGAAUACAUAAAACACAGCAUCUAUAUUAUCACAAUAACGAUGUUUAACAAGCAUGAAAAUUCAAAACCAGUUCAACAACUUGUUCCGACUUCGUAUAAUUUCCCAAAAUUUUAUAAACUGGUCUUCAACUUUGAUAUUUAGUUGCAUAACCAGGAUUGUAUAGAAAGCAAGAGUUACUGUUAGCGAAAGUGUUUCUCUGGUGGUUUGCGAAUGUCAUGUGAUUUUCGCGUGUCCGCCAUUAUCGAGAAUGAGGUGCGAGUUUUUGAGGUCUACCUCUUUUCCUCUAUUGUGAACGUUUUAUUAAUG